Molecule: messenger RNA, 300 nt
Organism: Pterocles gutturalis (yellow-throated sandgrouse)
Lineage: Eukaryota; Metazoa; Chordata; Aves; Pterocliformes; Pteroclidae
Gene: CRABP1
Product: cellular retinoic acid binding protein 1
Exons: 3
Biological process (GO): fatty acid transport
Cellular component (GO): cytosol; nucleus
Molecular function (GO): fatty acid binding
Source: RefSeq, a predicted model, not a curated record
AAACCUCACGUGGAGAUCCGCCAGGAUGGGGACCAGUUCUACAUCAAAACUUCCACCACUGUCCGCACCACUGAGAUCAACUUCAAAAUCGGGGAGAGCUUUGAGGAGGAGACGGUGGAUGGACGAAAGUGCAGGAGUUUGGCCACUUGGGAGAAUGAAAACAAGAUCUAUUGCAAACAAACUCUCAUUGAGGGAGAUGGCCCCAAAACAUACUGGACCCGAGAACUAGCUAAUGAUGAGCUGAUUUUGACCUUUGGUGCUGAUGAUGUUGUGUGCACAAGAAUUUAUGUAAGAGAGUAA